Molecule: messenger RNA, 1083 nt
Organism: Lactuca virosa
Lineage: Eukaryota; Viridiplantae; Streptophyta; Magnoliopsida; Asterales; Asteraceae
Source: the annotation of a GenBank genome assembly
AUGGUCGGAGAUGGAAACCAGCAUGGUAUGAUGGUUCAUGUACCUCCAUGGACGCUCAUGGACGAUUCUGUCGCCGGAGUUUCACCCUUUUCUCCUCGAAGCCCUAAUGCCACCAUAAACAGCUUAUCAUCCAUUGAAGACUACGCUUAUUUCCUACGUAACGACGCCGCGCUCCGACGCUAUCUGGAAGAAGACCUGGAUGGAGAUGGAUCUGGCUCCGGUUGUACGGAUUUUGACAUCACGUCGGAGGCUUAUGCUUGUGAUAGUUUCCGGAUGUAUGAGUUUAAGGUACGUAAGUGUGCUCGUGGCCGGUCGCAUGAUUGGACCGACUGUCCGUACGCUCAUCCAGCGGAAAAAGCUCGCCGCCGAGAUCCCCGGAGAUACAGUUACUCCGGGACUGCGUGUCCUGAGUUCCGUAAAGGAAACUGUAAGAAAGGAGACGGUUGUGAGUUUGCUCACGGCGUUUUCGAGUGUUGGCUCCACCCAAGCCGGUACCGUACGCAACCGUGUAAGGACGGAAUAAACUGCCGCAGACGUGUGUGUUUCUUUGCUCAUACGCCGGAGCAACUUCGUGUACUCAGUCCACAUACUGAUUCUUACGACGGCACGUCGCUAAAAGGCUUACCGCCGUUCUUCUCUUCGCCGUCGGAGACUUCCACACCCCCAUCGGAGUCCCCACCGAUGUCUCCGAUGGACAGCUCUCUCAGCCGGUCACUAGGUUCGGUUUCGGUGAACGAUAUGUUAUCAUCUCUCCGGCGUUUGCAGCUUAACAACAAAACCCCAUCUAUGCCAACCGCAUGGAGCCUACAAAUGGGUAUGACCCUUCCCUCACCCCGGUCGGGUUUCUACAGCCUGCCGUCAACUCCAACCCGACCUGUAACCCGACCCGGUCUAGGCUUUUCCGAUAUCUGGGAAGAAGGGUGUGUGGAGGAAGAACCUGCCAUGGAAAGAGUGGAAUCUGGUAGGGGUUUGAGGGCGAAGAUGUUUGAGAAGUUGAGCAAGGAGAAUCUGGUAGGGGUGGAUCCGAAUCCGGAAGAAGGUUCAAACCCGGAUGUUGGAUGGGUCUCGGAGCUUGUGAAGUGA